UCAUUCCACUCACCGGAGGGACCCCACCCCUCCUCCGUUUCCAUGGGGAUGGGUAUCCAGCCCCCCUUCUCUGUUUCCAUGGAGACCCGGACCCUGCCCCUCUUCGCCCAGCUCGUAGCCCCCAGCCUGCCUCGGGGUUUUUCUGUGUAGCCCUGGACUAGGGGUGCUUUCCCGGUCAGGUUUCUCCUGCCAGUCUCUCAGGGGUGCUCGGUUCACACUCCUCGGCCACACUCGCACCUCCUGGUCUUGUUUGUUACGGAAAGUUGGUCUCUGCGUUGCCGCCGAAGGUGCCGGGGCAGCCCACCCGGAGCUCUCGGUAUUCUUAUCUCUCGUCUCAGCUACAGAGAAACGUGCCUUUCUAGGGUUGCGUAAGCAAAGGUUCGGGCUGGUUCCUCUCUGAAUAGAUCCCUUGACCUGUGUCUGGUAACUACCUCGCCUUCUUGUCGCUGUGGCUCGUAAAGGCUCACUUGCUAACCCUGAGCAGAAGAGAAAAUGCAGAACCAGGCUGAAAACCAAGUGAUGUGCUGAUUAUUUUAAAUUCUCCUUUUGUGUCUGCCGAACCCACAUUUGUAGAACCUGUGUGUUUUCGGGUGAAGGAAGAAUCACCAUUCCAGACCAUGAAAGCUUCAAAUUUGAAAGGCCAUUACCGUUCUGUUUCUCACAACUGGGCUGAGCACAACUGAACCAUGGGGGAACACAGUCCAGACGACAAUAUCAUCUUCUUUAAGGGAGAGGAAGAUGACCUAACCCCAGAUGACAAGAUGCUCAGGUUUGUGGAUGACAGCGGACUGGUGCCUUCCUCAUCUGGAACUGUUUAUGAUAGGACCACUGUUCUCAUAGAGCAGGACCCUGGCACUUUGGAGGAUGACGAUGACGACGGACAGUGUGGAGAACACUUGCCUUUUCUAGUGGAAGGUGAAGAGGGCUUCCUAAUAGAUCAGGAAGCAAUGUCCCAGGGUUAUGUACAACACAUUAUCUCACCCGAUCAGAUUCAUUUGACUAUAAAUCCCGGUUCCACGCCCAUGCCAAGAAACAUCGAAGGUGCAACUCUUACUCUGCAGUCGGAAUGUCCAGAAACGAAACGCAAAGAAGUCAAGCGGUACCAGUGCACCUUUGAGGGAUGCCCCCGCACCUACAGCACAGCAGGCAACCUGCGCACCCACCAGAAGACUCACCGCGGAGAGUACACCUUCGUCUGUAACCAGGAGGGCUGUGGCAAGGCCUUCCUCACCUCCUACAGCCUCAGGAUCCACGUGCGAGUGCACACAAAGGAGAAGCCAUUUGAGUGUGACGUGCAGGGCUGUGAGAAGGCGUUCAACACACUGUACAGGUUGAAAGCACAUCAGAGGCUUCACACAGGGAAAACGUUUAACUGUGAAUCUCAAGGCUGCAGCAAGUACUUCACCACACUCAGUGAUCUACGGAAGCACAUUCGAACCCACACAGGAGAAAAGCCAUUUCGGUGUGAUCACGAUGGCUGUGGAAAAGCCUUUGCAGCAAGCCACCACCUUAAGACUCACGUCCGUACGCACACUGGCGAGAGACCCUUCUUCUGCCCCAGUAACGGCUGUGAGAAAACCUUUAGCACUCAGUACAGUCUCAAAAGUCACAUGAAAGGUCACGAUAACAAAGGAACCGUGUACAGUGCACUUCCACAACACAAUGGAUCAGAGGAUACAAAUCACUCACUUUAUCUGAGUGAGUUGGGCCUUCUGUCCACGGAUUCUGAACUGCAAGAAAAUUCCAGUGCAACACAGGACCAGGACCUCAGCACAAUUUCACCAGCAAUCAUCUUUGAAUCAAUGUUCCAGAACUCAGAUGACCCUGCAGUUCAGGAUGACCCUCUGCAGACAGCUGCCUUGAUCGAAAGUUUUAAUGGUGAUGCAGAGUCAGUCAGUGACGUCCCACCACCUGCAGGAAACUCAGCAUCUCUAUCUCUUCCGCUUGUACUGCAGCCUGGCAUCUCUGAGCCACCCCAGCCUUUGCUGCCAGCCUCAGCUCCGUCCGUUCCUCCACCUGCUCCCUCCCUAGGACCUGGUUCCCAGCCGGCUGCAUUUGGCAGCCCCCCUGCUCUUUUGCAACCUCCAGAAGUGCCUGUUCCCCACAGCACACAGUUUGCUGCUAAUCAUCAAGAGUUUCUUCCGCACCCCCAGGCGCCACCCCAGACCAUCGUACCAGGACUUUCUGUUGUUGCUGGGGCUCCUGCAUCAGCCGCAGCAGUGGCAUCAGCUGUGGCAGCACCAGCCCCACCACAAAGUACUACUGAGCCCCUGCCUGCUAUGGUCCGGACUCUGCCCCUGGGUGCCAACUCUGUCCUAACUAAUAAUCCUACCAUAACCAUCACCCCAACUUCCAACACGGCAAUUCUGCAGUCCAGCCUAGUCAUGGGAGAGCAGAACUUACAGUGGAUAUUGAAUGGUGCCACCAGUUCACCACAAAACCAAGAACAAAUUCAAGCAUCGAAAGUCGAGCAGGUGUAUUUCACCACCGCGGUGCCAGUAGCCAGUAGCACAGGGAGCUCUGUCCAGCAGAUCGGCCUCAGUGUUCCUGUGAUCAUCAUCAAGCAAGAGGAGGCCUGUCAGUGUCAGUGUGCCUGCCGGGACUCUGCCAAGGAGCGGGCAGCCGGCCGGAGAAAGGGCUGUUCUUCCCCACCCCCUCCAGAGCUGAGCCCCCAGCCUCCUGAUGGGCCCAACCUGCAGCUGCCACCCUAGACUUCUCCCUCACCCUUGCCCCCCUCAUCCUCCUCUACUGGACCCUCCUCCUGUGAGCAAAGCAGACAGGCUGAGGCUCCUCAGACCCUCCGAAAUGUUAAGUGCCAUGGAUGUGUCAGAGUUCCUGUCCCUCACAGCCUGGACACCCCGUCCAAUCCAGUUCCGAGUGAAGCACUACUGCAGGGUAGAAGAGACGGCCUGGCCAGCAGCUUCUCGGGGGACGAGCCUAUGCACGCCCCUUCAGGAACAGGGUGAGCAGGAAGCAGCGGGUGUGAUGCUGCCAUCAUGGGGUCAGAAAUUGGAAGGAUGAAGAAAUCUGCCAUCUGAAAGCCUCACCUUUCAGACGUAUUUUCUUUACUCAUAUCCCAGGAACAUCCAUUUUAAGGAACUGAUCUUUGGAGGAAAACAAAAAAAGAAAAAAAAGAAAAAGAAAAAAAAAGCUAAGUUAUAAGUGGACUGUCUGGCUGCACUGUGUGUCACUUUUGCUUAUUGUUAUGUGAACUUGGAAACUAAGGUUACGUGUGCAUAAAAGUUCUAAAUGAAUGGGUGUGGUUUCCAUCAAUUUGGUGCUGCCCAUCAUUGCACUGGGGUCCUUGUGGAUGGGCAGGAAGUGCAGUGUGCUGCGUGUUGCUCCUCCCUCUCUGUCUUUUUGAAUCUGAGGUGACAUCUCUCUGGAGGGCCAGACCACUGUUCUGUGGAAGCGGGCAGUGGCAAGGGCAGGUGAGAGUUAUGAGCUAGACAGGGUGAGAUUGUUUUGUUCUUGGCGCUUUGUUUCUGUAGAGCUUGGAGUAGAUGCAGAGGGGCCUGUCUUGUGUCCUGCUCAAUCCAAGCGAGCAGCAUCAGGCCCCUGGCCAUGGGGAUGAGGUGGUUCUACAGGGCCCUGAGACAGUUUUUGACAGCUCUGUUAAUCCUGGCUAGAGCUGGCUCUAGCAAAGCCAAGUCCUUGCCUUCUGGGCUCUUCACAUUUCUCAGUGCUUGUCAGGGCUAGAAGUUUGGACUGCAUCUCUCCUAAGGAAACACCCUAUUUUAUCCAUAGUGAAUGCAGGGCUGAUGGCCAGUGGCUGCCAGGGUCUGCCUGCUGCCUCAGAGCAGAAGGGCUGCUUCUCCCAAGAAGGUACAGAGCUAAGGGGGUUGGAUGAAGUAGCAGGUGGUACCCAGGUCUAGCCAGGCUUUUGUUUAUCCCCUCCCAUCUCCAUCCUCACAUCUCUAGAUUUUGCAUAUAGCCUUGCACAGUGCAAACAAGGAUGUGAUUUCUAAACAAAAAGGAAUAAAAAUGAAAAUGAUAAUCUUCUACUCAGGGUAAAACAAAAAUUCCCCUUCCACCAAAAAGCCUGAAGCUUGCAGUCAGUUACCUCAUUUGGAAUGUUUCAUUAAGUUGUAUUAUAGGAUUUUUUUUUUAAAUUAGUGUAUAGACUUGUGUCCAUCUACCUGCCUUUGGCUCCAGGUUACUGCCUCUUCAAAAAUAAGUACAAUCCAUAGGAAAACGGAAGCUUCUGUCCUUCUGCUGGUUUGGAAAGCUCCAUGGUCCGGCCUGGGGUCUGGAGGUCUCGGCCUCCUUCACGGAGCAAGGUCCAGGGCCCAGACAAGAUGAGAAAGCUGUGUAGGUUGCCCUCCUGGAGCCAGUCAGGAUGGUGUCCUUUCAGAAGGCCCUUGUCUAGAGGCAAGGUAUUCCCAAACAAUUGACCAAGAGAGUCAUGGCAGUGGUAAUGGGAAGAAGUGGGUGCAGCCGACCAGGAAGCUUUGCGUCGGGCCCUUGAUGUUUCUUUCUGACUUCUGAGGAGAGCAGUGAAUGGGACGCCAUGGGGUUCUGGUUCGCUGGGAGCUGACAUAGGAAAGGGGCCCAGGGAAGAUGUGUGGAAGGUUGUAAUGGUUUAAAUAUGGCUUGGUUAGCUCAGGCUGUGCUCUUAAUGGUUUCUUCCUGGGUCACUGGCUUUUCGUUCUCCACAGUUGCAGGUAUGGAAGAAGCAUUUAAGCAUUGUUAAGGCUGACGUGUUUCCAGCUCCAAGAGUUAAGUAUUUGUCUUUGUGGGUGGCUGUAGAACAUAAGAGACUCUCAGCUUCAAAUAGCUUUUGGAAAUUGAGGAAUGUGCUUAAAAACCAGUAGUUGUGCAGGGCCAGGUGUGUUCCGCAGGCUAGCCAGCCUUCCCUGCUGGGCCGUGUCAGCUCUCCUCCCAGCCUCCUCCCAGAAGCCCAGCCUCUAAGGCCAAGGACCCUGGCAAAACUAGAGCCAGAAAGACCCUUCCUGGAGAGUGGUUUCUCAGGGGAAUGAACUUAGGGUAAAGCUAAGCACAGUGGAUUCUGGCAGGUGGAUGUAAGCCUUUUCUCCCUCCCAUGGCAGCCUUCACCAUUGUCACCCUGUAGAGCACACCUGGGCUACCACUAGCAUCUCAGUUUAGACCCUUCCAAGACACUAGUCCACAAGGGUGGAGGGUGGACCUGGUGGAUUUAAGAGGUAGUUAGGUAAUCUUGGUCCCACCAAACUGCCUUAUAAAUGUGGUCCUUCCCAGACAGGAGGGCAAAGCUGAGCAAAGGUGGCUCAGUCUCCUCGACAGGGUCUGGGCAGCACUAGUUUGGUGACUGGAGUCGUGCCAUUAUUGACUUACUCAAGUUUAGAAGAUCACCGGUACAGCGCUAAGGAGAGGCCUUGAGAUGUGGGACCUCUCUAGGGAGAAGGCGAGGGGACUUCCUUUUGCUUCCAGAGAGUCAAUACAUGGGAAAAGGUGGUUUUUCCAAGUCAGGGCAGUGGACCGAUGGGGUAAUGGAGGUAGAUGAGGCUUUGUAUGAUGCUGAAUGUGUCCAGAGGGACAAAUUUGCAGAACCUCAUAUUGGUAUAUUAAAGAAAUAAUAAAAUAAAAAGCACUUUAGGUUACUUUAUCUUUAACCCAAUUGCUGCAAUUUCUGUUGUGUAUGUGUGUGUGUGUGUAUACACACACACUUUCCACAAAGUUUUAUUUUUUGCUCCUAUUAAAAAGUUGAGGUGUGAAAAGAAAAGCACUUAUUUCAGUGCAAUACAUGCGUAGCUUGACAGUUGUUCUCCCAUGUGGCCCUGGCCCAGCCUGUUUUCCGUCAGCCCUGUGCUGAAGCUGUCCAUAGGGAAACACUUCUGCAUCUCAGCAGCUGCUCAAUCUAUGCAAGUCUUCCCUGUGAGUCCCAGGCGCCCCCCUCAGGCCCUCCGCGGAACUGCUGCAGCUGUUUUCUUCUGACUGUUGAGCCCCCUUUCUGCCACUUCUUGGUUCCCCUGCUAUCCUUCCCCUCUUCACCAUGACAAAAUGAUUCCUGGAAGGGCAGGUUGUUCCCUGUCCUUCUAGACUUCUGCACCUUCUAGACUUUCAUAUCUGUAAUCACAUCCACUAAAGGUAACGGCUUCUCCAGUGUCACUGAAACUCCUGAUUGUGGAACUGCACCGCUAUUGCUCGUUUACAGCUUUCUUUUCUACACCCCCAAUCAGAAAUAUGUUGGAAGAAAGGAAUGGGCAAUACAAGCCAUUUCUGUACUGUCCUCUGCACUACCUGAGUUGGCUCAAAGCAGACUACGGGCUUCCUCAAAUCCCGUCAUAAAGCCGCUAAUAAUCUCCCUCCCGGGCUCCCACCUCAUCUUAAAAACCCUUCAGCCAGAGCAAUUUUUCCACGCAGUCUGCAAGCGGUUCUGCUGUGACAUAGCUGGGAAACCGUCCACCUCCUAUUUGGGGUGGAAGACGUUCAACCGCAAAGCCAGAUAAUACAUAUUUCUGAUUGGUCAAUCUGUUUGGCCUGUUUCUGGAAUAUUUUUGGGGCAAAGAUAAAAGGGUCUCAUUUCUUAUGCCCCAGUUCUUGGGAGGCUGAUCAUUAGCCUGGGCAUUUCUCACUGUUACUCCUGGUGGUGAGAGGGCUUCUCGGUCUGCACUGAAAAUGCAAGUUAUUGCAUCUGUCAAGGGAUAUUAUAGUACAAGUGGGGUUUAAAAACCAUGCAUUGUUCCUCUGGUGGUGGCCUACUGGGCCAAAAACAAGUGAUAAUGUCACGUCACUUUCUCAACAAUGCAGUUUCUACUUUUUUUACAGGAAAUUUUUUCGUAAAACUUUUUUCCACCAAAACCUAGGGUGUUUUUGCAAUAUCCUCAUUGCCCUCGUGGUGCCAAGUCAGAGGCUCGUCUGUCCUGGCCUCGUGUGUUCUCAGGCCUCCCAAGGGCUGUUAGAUUCAACAGUCUGCAUCUUUUGUUGUGCUUUGGAGAAAAUGUCACUGAGGUUGGAGUUCCAGGCAACUAUUCCCUUUUCCUGUGAACUUUUAGUUCCAGUUUGGGGAAGGUGGUUGAAAACAGGCUUUUCUGGCUCAGACCUAGCCCAAAAAGGCCACAAAUUCUCUUUUCUAACACACACUAAAUCAUUGGCCAGUGGUCUUGGUGACAAGUUUUUAAGUCCCAAAUAGUUUUAUUUGGAUUAUGUAAAAGUAUCAAAUUUAUUUUAAAUGUAAAACAUGGGAACAAUGGACUUCCACUGAGCGAUAUGAAAACGUUACAGGUUCAGUACUUCCAAAGGAAGAAACUUCCAAACCCAAAAAAGAAAUACGAAUUUGUAUUUUUGAAGAAUGUGAAAUAAUGGUGUUUGCUUAAUUGCUCAUUUUGUAUAAACUUAAUAUUGUACUUUAAAAUAUCUGCUAUGAAGUGAAAAUUUAACUUUUUGGAAUUGAAAAAGCAAUAUUAAAUACUAAUGAAAUCUUAAUUAAAUGCUUAUUUAAAUCUGGUA
Molecule: messenger RNA, 7428 nt
Organism: Myodes glareolus (Bank vole)
Lineage: Eukaryota; Metazoa; Chordata; Mammalia; Rodentia; Cricetidae
Source: RefSeq, a predicted model, not a curated record